AUGAGCUUCCAACCCGUCAACCCCCGGCCGUUCUUGCAGGCUAGAGUCGGCACUGAGCUCGUUAUCCGCCUGAAGUGGGGCCAGACCGAGUACAAGGGCACCCUUGAGAGCAUCGACUCCUACAUGAACGUCCUGCUGCGCGAUACGGAGGAAUACAUUGAUGGCAAGCACACCGGUACCCUUGGUCUGGUGCUGAUUCGGUGUAACAACAUUCUUUGGAUGGGCUCGGCGGAUAGCGUGGAGAUGACGGAUCUCGGGUUAAAAUAA
Messenger RNA from Penicillium cataractarum, 267 nucleotides. RefSeq names its product small nuclear ribonucleoprotein F. Gene Ontology annotation, cellular component: catalytic step 2 spliceosome; U1 snRNP. The transcript is spliced from 4 exons. The coding region runs from base 1 to 267 and encodes 88 amino acids. Gene Ontology annotation, molecular function: RNA binding. The record is from RefSeq and is a predicted model, not a curated record. Gene Ontology annotation, biological process: mRNA splicing, via spliceosome; spliceosomal snRNP assembly. NCBI's taxonomy places the organism in Eukaryota, Fungi, Ascomycota, Eurotiomycetes, Eurotiales, Aspergillaceae.